Molecule: messenger RNA, 3333 nt
Organism: Corylus avellana
Lineage: Eukaryota; Viridiplantae; Streptophyta; Magnoliopsida; Fagales; Betulaceae
Product: putative disease resistance protein At4g27220
Molecular function (GO): ADP binding
Source: RefSeq, a predicted model, not a curated record
UAUCUUUUACAGGACAUCGUCUCCGUGUUGGUGAUUUCGUGGAGCUGCUAUUCUGACCUAAUAAAGAUCAUUGUCUCCGUGUUGGUGAUUUCGUGGAGCUGCUAUUCUAAUCUAAUAAAGAUAUGUUGGAGGCAGCAGCUUCUGCAGCAGCAGUUGAGUUGUACAAAGAUGGGAGAGGGCUUGUAAGUUGCAUAAGUAGCCAAAUUAAUUAUGCGAAUAAUCUGGAAAGCAACUAUAACAGGUUAAUAAAGGAAACAGACAAGUUGUGUGCUAGGAGGGAUGAUAUGGUGGCUGAAGCAAACAAAGACAAGACAAAGGAGGUCACUAAAAAAUGCGAAUAUUGGAUUUCUAGGGUCAUACAGAUCAAAGAAGAGGUGCGAGAACUGGAAGCCAAGUACAAGAAAGAAAACAGGAAAGGAAAGAAAAUAUUAGGUCGGCGUUCAUGUUCAAAACUUAGCAAAAGCAUGGCAAAGAAGUGUGAAGAACUACACAAUCUUUGGUUAGAGGGAAACUUUGAGACAGGAGUACUAGUUGAGAAAUUGCCAGAGCCUGUGAGAACUAUGCAUGCACCCAAAACAGAAGACAAGUCAUCACUUCACUGGGCUAUCAAAGAAAUAUUGGAUCUUCUAAGAGAUAGGAAUAUAAGAAGGAUUGGACUUUGGGGAAUGCCUGGAAUCGGAAAAACAAACAUAAUGAAGAGCUUGAAUGAUAAUAAAGAUAUUGCUAAAAUGUUUGAUAUUGUCAUUUGUGUAAAGGUAUCAAAGAAUUGGAGCAUAAAAAUGUUGCAAGAUGUUAUUACACAAAGGCUAAAAUUGAAUGUGGAAGGCAUCACUAGCCCUGAUGAAAUUGCUUGGAGAAUAUCUAAGGAGUUGGAAUGCAAAAGAUAUCUGCUUCUUUUGGAUGAAGUUUGGGACAUUCUUGAUCUACAAGUAAUAGGAAUCCCUGAAAAUGAAAAAGAUAGCAAAGUGGUAUUGGCGACUAGAUAUCGUGACAUUUGCUUUGAUAUGGAAACUGAUGAGCAAAUUAAGUUGAGAUGUUUGUCUGAAGUUGAGGCAUAUAAAAUGUUCAAAGAAAAAGUGGGCCGAAAUAUGAAUCUUCCAGGUAUUGAACCAAUAGCCAAGUUAGUUGCUAGUGAAUGUGCUGGUUUGCCCCUCUUGAUAGACAGGGUAGCAAGAGCUUUCAGAAAGAAGGAUAACUUCGAGCUGUGGAGUGAUGGACUUAGGAGUUUGCGGAGAUGGCCCAGUAUUGAAGUACAAGGCAUGGAUGAGUCAAUUGAAUUCUUAAAGUUUUGUUAUGAAGAUUUAAAUUGUGAUGAUAGAAAGUUUUGCUUUCUGUACAGUGCACUAUAUCCUGAAGACUUUGAAAUAUAUAUAGAUUAUUUGUUGGAAUGUUGGAGAGCUGAAGGUUUUAUUCAUGACGCAAAUAAGUUUAGAGUUGCACGUGAAAAAGGGCAUACAAUACUGCAUGACCUUAUCAACGUGUCUUUGCUAGAGAGGAGUGACAGGAUGAAUUAUGUAAGGAUGAACAAAGUGCUGCGGAAUAUGGCCCUUCAAAUUUCUUCUGGAAGCAAUAAUUUUAAAGUUUUGGUCAGAACCCCUCAGGAGCAGCAACAACCCCCCAAUGAGGUAGAAUGGCAACAUGCAAAUCGAAUCUCUUUGAUGGAUAAUGAAUUGUGCCUUUUACCAGAAAUGCCAAAUUGCAAGAAUCUUUCAACAUUGUUACUACAGAGAAAUCGGGAUUUAACAUUAAUUCCUGAAUCAUUCUUUGGACUCAUGCAAAAUCUACGAGUCUUAGACUUGCAGGGCACUGGAAUUGCGUCAUUGCCAUCAUCUAUAUCUUGCUUCAUGUGUCUCAGAGCGCUCUAUCUAAAUGCUUGUGUCAAUUUGAUGAAACUCCCAUUUAAUAUUAAAGAGCUUAUGCAUCUUGAGGUACUUGACAUUCGAAAUACUGGGAUUAAUUAUUUGCCAAUUCAAAUUGGAUGUUUGACUCAGUUGAAGUGUUUACGUAUGUCAUUGUCAAAUUUUGGCAUGGGACAGUCAAGGGGUGUGGAGCUUCGUAGAAAUGUUUUGUCAAAACUUUCUUUAUUGGAAGAACUAAGAAUUGAUGUAGAUCCAAAUAAUCAAAGGUGGGAGGAGGUUGUAAAAGCCAUUAUUGAGGAGGUGGCUACCUUGACACAUUUGACUUCACUUUCGAUUUGUUUUCCUAGCAUGGACUGUCUUGAGUUUUUCAUCUCAACGAGUCCUUCAUGGAAGGAUCUCUACUUCACAUUCCAAUUUUCUGUUGGUCACCAUGACUCAACCAAAUAUCAAAUUCUUGACUAUUUUGAAUAUCAAAUCAGGAGGUGUUUGAAGUUUGUAAAUGGUGAAGGUGUACAUCCUGCAAUUUCAGAGGUUCUUGCAGAAUCUGAUGCAUUUGAAUUGAUCAGCCACAAGGGAGCUUCAAAACUAUCAGAUUUUGAUAUCAAGAGUAUCAACAGGAUGCGGGGUUGCUUGAUUGAAGGAUGCAAUGAAAUUGAAACUAUUGUUGAUGGUGAUAGUUUACACUUCAAUAGUUCACAAGAAAGUGCAUUGGAAUGCUUAGAAGUGAUGUACAUAAAUAAUGUCCCAAAAUUAGCAAGCAUUUGGGAAGGACCUGUUCAUGCUGGAAGCCUAGCUCGACUAAAAACUCUGACUUUAUGCAAAUGUCUGAGUUUAAAGAUGAUCUUCUCCAACGGCAUGAUUGCUCAACUCUCUGAACUUCAAAACUUAAAAGUUGAUGAGUGUCCUGAAAUCGAAGAGAUAAUUAUGGAGUCUGAAAACAGGGGGUUGGAACCUGAUGUGCUUCCAAGUUUGAAGACACUAGUACUUCUUGAUCUUCCAAAAGUAAGAAGCAUUUGGAUUAAUGACUCAAUAAAGUGGUCAUCUUUGAAGAAGAUUGAGAUAUCUAUGUGUCAGUUAUUGAAAAAAUUGCCCUUCAACAAUAAGAAUGCAAUCAAUUUGGAAUGUAUUGAAGUCCAACAAUCAUGGUGGGAUGCAUUGGAAUGGAAAGAAGAAGCCAUUGAAGAAAGACUACGAUCUAUGUGCAGCUUCAACUAGUGGUUUUGGCUUUCAUCCUUCUCGACAGCCCUUCAUUUGUGUAAGCUGGUGGCAAGAACGUUUGCUUCAUUAAUUUCCAGUUUGUAAGAUUUAAGACCCCUGUGUUCUUUUCUUUUUAAAGACAACAUAUGAUGCAGAGUCUAAAAUGCCUUUUAUCUUGAUCUAUGUGAUUGUAUAAUAUUUGUAAUUGCAGGAUUUUGAGUGUUUGAAAUCUUAACUUACCAGUAUUUAUGAUUGUUGCCCCAAUCUUGGAUCAUUA